AUGGAAAGAGAACAAGCAAAAGGUAAGUGUUUAUCCUUUCCAACAACAAACAAUUAUUUAUUUUUAUACCUUUAGAUGCCCCAAAAGUUACUCUAAGUAAUGCUUUACUUAACAAACCUAAAUAGUACAUCUCAAUUUUAAGCCACUACUGUGCCACUCUUCAAAUACAUAAGAGAAGGGUUUUGAAUGAAAAGUGAGUCUGAUUCUUCCAUUGGAUGCAUCAUUUUUGCAUGUUUGGAAAUUGAGGUGCAUACGUAUUUCCUCAUAAAAUAAUUCUCUUAUUUGUAAAAUGUUGUCAAAUCUCCUCAAGAGAAAACACCACCAAAUACUUUGAGCAGACUAAUUUCCUGAAGAGCUCAGGGAGGAGAUCAUCAUAGGGUGAGGUCCCCAAUGGCCAUCACAGACGAUAUCAGCAGCCAAAAACACGAGACAGAAACUGUAACAACAUACCAAUAUGAAUAACAAUCUAAAGUUGACCUCUAAAUAUUCUAAAUACUGAGUAAAACCCUUCUGUCAGGUACUGUAAAGACUAAUCUUGGACACUAAGUAAUCAUUCAGUUUAUUUGCCUCUCUGUAGUUAAAGUUGUACCACUCGACAUGGGUGUAUCGAUACUAUUGUACUGAUAUUUCAAUACUUUUAAAACACUCAUUUAGUAUCAGGUACUUCUAAAGACUAUCAAUACUAAAUGAUUACUUCCACCAAACAUCUGUGACUACGUCUCCUCCAGCUGUUUUCAGUAAAUUUCUGCUUUGCCGAGCCAGCUGUUUACUUCCGCACUGUAUCACAUGACUGUGGGGACCAAUCAGACAUCAGGGACGAUGUCCCACUGCACAGGCACAGACCCAAAUAACACCCUCUUUUCAGUCCUCAUCAUAUCUUGCAAUGAAGCAGAGUUUAGGUGCAACAUAAUGAGAAGCCAUUGUCCAAUAUAGACAAAAAUAAUUCUAAAUGCAGCAUUUGUGACACUGUAGCUGCUUAUACUGUAGCUCCAUAAUCAUUAGGCUACAUGUUUAAAAUCUAAAAGAAUUUGCCCUGAGAGUUACAUGAAAAGCUGAAGACAGAAAUAAGUUAUCCCAAUCACCUGCUGCACCAUCCAUUGUACUUCAGAACUGACUGCAUGAGAGUUUUUAGGAAGGCAGAGCUUAUUCAAGAAGAGGCAGCACCAUUAUCACUGUUGAUAGAAUUAGGACUUUGUAUUUUACCAAGUAAGAAUAUAAGAUAUUUGAAAUGUACUGUAAGCUCACUACAUUAUAGAGGGAAAUAUUGUAGAAAACAGUCAGAUCCAUGUAUUUAAACACAUUGGUUCCUUUUCUUUUUUUGUAAUGAGAAUUGGGAUUUGAUUUGCUAUUCCCAAAAGGAAAAUCUAGCUUCUAUUAUAAUGAUAUCCUCUUUAUGUCAUUAGAUGUGCUUUCAAGUGUAAAGGGGUACUUUUAGAUCAUUUUCAAUAUUUCAUCCCACUCAAGAAGUAUCAGUACUGGUAUUGACAAAACUACAUCAAAAAGUAACAGCAUCGUAUCAAAUUUAAAAAGUUUGGUUUUGCUUAUUCCUAAGUACUACAUUACAAGUCAAAUAGAAACAUUAUACAGUUUAUUAUCUUAAAUACAUGUCUUUGCCAGAUAUACUGACAUUAAACUUAAGAAAACAUGGAUAUUAUUUAUCGUAGACUGACACUUGAUAUGACAAAUAGCACUUUUAACACGAGGCAUAAUUAACAGUAUAUUGCAAUUGUGAUUUGCAAGUGACAUUUGCUAAUUUCUUGAUCAACAGUGAAAAGUCAACGAAACAGCAGGGUGACCCAAACAGAGGGAAGAAGAACAAUAGAAAAAAGUAAGAAACUUGGUGAUCAAAACACAAAAAUGGACUUGCAAGCCAAACGACAGACUAUCAAAAGACAAAGACUGCUGACUUGUGAGGUACUAGAGGAGAUCGACCAAAUUAAGGAGGAGAAUGAAAGGGAAAGAAAUGAACUUGUCCACCUAAAAGCAAAGACAGAGCAGCAACAAAAAGAAAUUGAAAGAUUGACAGCUGAAAAACAGGAACAGUGUUCAUUUAUAGAAAGACUCAGGAUACAGGUAGAUGAUCUUACAGAAAAACUGAAUGAGAGUAAAAAGGAUGCUACUCAAGAAACAUUCAAUUAUGAUGAAACAAAAUCAGACACAAGUAAGGAGUCCAAAGAGCCUGAAGACCAGCAGGAGAGAAGGGAAAGACUUAUGGCUGAAAGUGUGCUGAGACUGUUAAGCAAAAAUGAGAAAUUAAUGCUUGACACCAAACUGGCAAAAGAGAAAAUGGAGAAAAUCAUGGCAGAUGCAUCUCAAAUGCUAAGAAGUAAUCAAUCAAAUAUUUUACAGUGCAGAGAGCAUUUUGAACACACUAAACAAAAGAUGAACGAAUUUUUAAAUCAGCUAAAGCAACAGAGGACAUUAAUUAAAACAGAUGUCCAAAUGCAAGACACCAUAGUCCCAGAGAUUAAAGACACACAAAUACAGCCAAAAGAAAAAGAUAAGUUUGAAACUGUGAAGAUCAAACUCUGCAAAAUCCUGGAGAACACAGAUGAACUUUUGGAUGUCCUGGAGGAGAGUGAUCUGGCUGUGAAAACGUUUGAGUUUGAGGCAGGUCAGGUGAAAUCUGAUUCUGAAAAGCAAAUACAAACGACUGAAGAAAGCAUGAAGAUAGCACCACAUGGAACUGGAGAGAGACAAAAACAAGAUGCAGAAAGCAAGUUAACACAAGUUCAGCCUGAAAGAGAUGAAAUAGAAAAAAUCAAAAAGGAAUUAAAAGCAGAGAGGGAAAAGAUCGAGAGGGACCGACAGUCAGCGAAAACAGAAAUGGAUACAAUGACACGCAUGAGGGAAAGUAUUGAAAGGGAGAAACAACAGCUGGAAAAUAAGUUAAAGCAGACAAAGAGAGAGAUAAGAGAGAUGGAACUGAUUAAAUCUGAGGUUGAAAUAAAGAAAAGGGACUUGGUAAAAAUGAUAAGAAUGAGCAGGAGGAAAAAAGAAGACACCAGCAAAUCAAAGGAACAGAAACACAUGGAAGACAGACAAGAGGAUCCCGAGGAUCUGAGAUCUGAGCAUGGAGUUGAUCAACCAAGGACUUAUUUUAUACAGGCUGACAGAGCUAAAGAAACACUUCAAAUGAAAGAAGAUCAAUUUGAGAUAGACAGCAUGGAGAAAAGCAAGGACAAAAAGACCACUGACAUACAGGAAGUAAGUCCUGAAGCAAGAGAAAUGAGAGAGGUUCUGUGUGAAAUGGGAGAAGACUCAGAGCAAGACAGAACAAACUUGUCAGAAGAAAAGAGCCAAAUGAAAUGGAUUAAUUUCCAUGCAAAGAAAAAGCAACGUGAGCUUGAUCGAUGGCGGGAGAAGACGAUGAGGGAAAGAGAUGAGCUAGAAAUUAUGAAGAACAAAAUACAACGACAAAAAGAGGAGGUCCAGCAACAACUGGAAAGUGCCAUAAAAACAGUUUUGACAAUAAGUGGGAUUAAAGCUUGCAUCGAAAAAGCUGCUGCAGAGAUGAACAACACAUGUGAAGAACUUCUGAAAGCGCAACAUGACAUGGAGGAGAACAAGAAGGAGGUGGAUAAAGUCAUGGUGAGUAAAUCUCUUUUUUCUUUAUCAUAUAUGAUCAUUUGCUGUUUUAAAAAGCAUUAAAGGACAGGUAAGUAAAUAUGUUUCUUUGUGUUAGAUGUGAGUCCGACUAGCUCAGGGGUCCUGGUGGAUGCCAAAACUUUUGUGGUUUUUAAAGAUUUUAUUAUUUUUUUAGGAUGAAAAUGAUUUCUCUGAUAAAAUAAAUGGCUAUUGCAGGUUCUUAGCUAGUGACUCUGAGUUGAAAUAAUGAGGAAAAAUCUUGACGAGUCUGUUUUUAUGUUAAGGUUAAGCUGACUUUGUUGAAAGUUCGGGUCAGCAAGUGGAUACUGAACGAGUCUUCAAUCAAAAAGACUUUCACAAUGAAACCAUUUGAACUUCAAGAACCACAGACAGAAACAUACAGAGACCCCCUCAAAGACCAAGAAGAUGAAGACAUGGAAGAUGAAAUCACAAAAGAAGUCACAACUCCACAACAGCUGUUGACAUCAGUGAGCCUUCAUCAGAGUGAAGAAGUACAAACAGGAGUGGACACAAAAGGACAGCAAAAUGUUUUCUUUCAGAUGCAGGCAGAGAUUCAUGAUGAUGCAUCAAUGGGUGAUCAGACAAAACUGGUGAUAAACUUACAAGAAAAGGCUGAAGUGGAAGAGGAGAUAUUACAACUAAGGGAGAGAGAGGAAAAAACAAAGCAGGAUAUGAUAUCUGCCAUGCAGGAAAUGGAGGAAGAAAAUAGAGAGAUUAAAAGGCUCAUUAUGGAAAUUAAUGACCUGCAGAGCCAAAGGCCAGAGAUUGAAAAUGGGUUUCAAAUUGCAGCUUUGGAAACUGGAAAGGACGAGGAAGGCAUCAGUGGACUGCUGAAAGGAACAAAAGACCAAGAUGUAUUGAGGGCUCAAAAGGAAAAACUACAAGGUGUCACUUUGGAGCAAAAAAGCUGUGAGACUGAGCAAAUUAAGAUGGUAAGAAUCGAGCAUUGGGAACAACAGGGUGAGAAUGGAAAUAUUAAGAUGUUUAAACAAGAGUUUGAAGGAGUAGAGGAAAUCAAAGGUCAACCGAGAGGACAUGCUGACACAGAAAGAAGUGAGAUGAACUUGCCUCAGGACAGCGUUGCAGGACAGACAGAGGGGCUCAACGGUAGAUUACUGCAAAUUUCUGAGGAAGAAAUGAGAGAAAAUGAGCCUCUGGAGCUGCAAAUGGAAAUAAAGAAAAAAGAUAGUGAAAAGAAAUUUAGAAAGUACAUGAGAAAAAGCAGAGGGAGAGAAAAUCAAGGAGACAAGUUUUCACAAAGAAGAGAGACCAAAAAAAGAAAGACAGAGUUUGAGGGAGGGUUUGAAGAAUCAAGAAAAAAGGGUGCAGAGCUGAAAAUAUUGAGAACCAACAAACAACCAAAACAGAAGGAGCAGCCAGUUGAUGAAAAUCUGAACUUCAAUGUCAAGGAUACAGCUGAAAUCAUAAACCUCAGCUCAAAGGUCACUGAAUGCACCAUUUACAUUGAGAACAUGAGACAGAGGAUAAAUGAACAUCUACAAAUGAUAAAGAGAAAAGAUGCACUUCUGACUGACGUAAACACUGAAUUAAGUAAACAAAGAGAAGAGCUCCAAUUGUUAGAAGUUGAAAACAGAACUCAAAGACAAAAAAUUAGAGAAAUGAAAUCAAAGUUGGAGGCUGACCUUAAAAGGAUGACUGAACAAGCCAAAGAAGAAAAACAUAAAAUGGUCCACAUGUGGGAUGAAAUCCAAAAUCAAAAGAAAGACAUUGAACUUGCUCAAGAAAAGGUGAAGAAAGACAAAAGAGAAGUAGAAGUAAUGAUAUCUGAAAUGGAAUGGAAAAGAAGAGAAUAUGAAAAGAUGGUCCGGAAGCACAAUCGUCAAGAACAAGAAGCCAAAAGACUACAGGAUGAGGUAAGGGGGGAACAAAAAGCUCUUAAAUGGGAAAUGAAAAGGAAAGAGAGAGAGUUUGACCAGCGUCUACAAACAAUCCACAAAGAAAGGGAUGAACUAGAAAUAGUAAAAUUGAAAAUAAGACAAAGUGAAAAAAGAAACAAUGAAAACACAGAAAAAGGCAUGUCAUUAAUAGAUGAAGUGAAAAGAAAUGUGGAAACAUUGCUGGAAAAGAAAGAAGAUGUACAAAUGCUGUACAAUUUAGCACAGCUAAUCCUGCAAAGACUCAAAACGGAAAAAAUGACAGAUAAAGGUAACAACCAGCUGGUGGCAGACAUGGCCACCCAGACACAAGACCAGGAGAAGCAAUGGCAGCUGAAGCUUGACGCUGACAAACAUGGUCUGGAGAAGCUCAAGGCAGCGCUACAGAAAGACCAAGAGGAUCUGAACAGAGGCAAUGAGACACUGAUCAAGGAAAAAUUGGACUUGGAAAGGACCAGACAGGACUUCCAGAAACUACAAGAGGAAGAGAAAUACAAGAUGCAACAGGAAAGAGACGAGCUGGAAGUGACAAAAGCUGAGCUGCAAAAGGACAAACAACAGGCAAAGGAGCUGCUGGAUGAGAUGAACAGAGAGAAAGCCAAGAUCAAAGAGAUGACCCUUCAGCUGGACACCGAAAGAGAAGAGCUUGAAAGCAGCAAGAGCAAAAUGUCCUUGAAACAGCAACAACAAGAGCUCAAGGAAGUGGACUUGCAAGCGCUACAAGAGAAAAUGGAGAACACUGAGCACAGGGUACGCUCUGCUAGAGAGGAACUGCAAGCUCUCAAGAACGACCUGGACAAGAAGAAAGAAGAACUGGACGCUGGCAUGACCAUCAUCAGGCAAGAGAGAGAACAACUCCAUCAGAUCAAGACUGAUAUGGAGAGGGCCAGAGAAACCCUUGUCAAGGAAAAGCAUGAAAUAAGCGCACAGAGGGCCAAGCUCCAAAGGAAGGAAGACGACCUGGUCAACACAAUGAAGCCAAUGGAAAUGCUCAAAGGCAAACUUGAACGGCUGAAUGAAAAGAUGCGUUCAGACCUGAAAAACAAAAUGGACACCCUGCAGCAGAAAAAUGAAGACCUGCAAGCGCUGCACACUGCACUGGAGCAGAGGUUGGCCACACUGGCUCAACAGAAAGCAGACAUGGAUGGUAACACCCAGCUGCUGGAGAGAGAAAAGACUGGUCUGAAGGCUCUGCUGGCAGACAUGGCCGCCCAGACACAAGACCAGGAGAAGCAAUGGCAGCUGAAGCUUGACGCUGACAAACAUGGUCUGGAGAAGCUCAAGGCAGCGCUACAGAAAGACCAAGAGGAUCUGAACAGAGGCAAUGAGACACUGAUCAAGGAAAAAAUUGGACUUGGAAAGGACCAGACAGGACUUCCAGAAACUACAAGAGGAAGAGAAAUACAAGAUGCAACAGGAAAGAGACGAGCUGGAAGUGACAAAAGCUGA
Messenger RNA from Xyrichtys novacula (pearly razorfish), 6953 nucleotides. The record is from the annotation of a GenBank genome assembly. NCBI's taxonomy places the organism in Eukaryota, Metazoa, Chordata, Actinopteri, Labriformes, Labridae.